Triticum turgidum subsp. durum (durum wheat) is the source of this 1461-nucleotide messenger RNA. The record is from the annotation of a GenBank genome assembly. Lineage: Eukaryota; Viridiplantae; Streptophyta; Magnoliopsida; Poales; Poaceae.
AUGGCUUUGGAGCUGCGGCUGGCGCCGGCGGCGGCGGAGGAGGAGAGGCGCCUGUCCGAGGAGGACGGGCUACUGUUCCAGGACAUCGCGAGGGAGGUGGGGCGGCUCGGCAUCCGCGAGACCGAGGUUGAGGCCCAGGGGCGGCGCCAGGAGGACGCGGCCGCGGCGGACGGCCUCCUCCCACUUCCGGCGGUUCCUGAGCGCCCUGGGCAGCAGGGGGGCCUGUACCGGCCUCCCUUAUCCGUGACGAGGGUUCUGUCGCUCGUGGUGCAGGAGGCCGGCCCGGUGCCGCCGCCGCCGACGGGGGUACCCGGCGGCCGUAGGGUGCUCGACGAAUGGCACUUCCCGGGCGAUCAUCUCGGCCGCGGUCGCGCCCCUGUCCACCAGAACUUCCGCGCCGCGGGAUCCGUGCCGCCGCGCGCCACCUGGUCUGGCGACGCGUACGCCCGCGCAAGGGCGUUUCCUGGGCGCGCCGCCAGCACACAGCUGGUCGAGGACAUCGUCCUGUUUCUCGCCAAGAACGAGCAAACGGUGCUCAACAUGCUGUUCUGGGGAGCCCCCGAGGACGCGGACGCCGUGGCAGCGGUGAUAGUCCAGCACGCCGUCCCUCUCAUCGAGAGCAGCCACGGGACCCGCCUGCUCGUUGUCGUCCUCAGCCGCUGCAACCAUAUGCUCCAGGAAGCGAUCGUCGCUAGAAUCACUCGAGACCACAAGAAGUUUUUCAAGAUUUGUGCUGCGAGGUCAGGUGAGGUGGUGAGCAUGAUCAAUUCCUGCAUAUCCGAGAAAUCACUGGAGCUUCUGAGAGAUGCAAUCGUGCCAUGGGUGACUCCGUUUAUGAUGGCUCGCCUUGUAACGGAUUCGAGUAGACUCAUGGUGGUGCAUGCCUUGGUGCAGUGUGUUCCUCAUCCAUACUUUGCUGAGUUUAUUUUUGAUGCUGUUGCUACGAACUGCUUAGCACUUGCUAUUCAUCCGCAUGGAGUGUCCCUCCUGCAAAGUUGUCUGGAGCAUGUCGGAUGGACAGAAAAGGAUAAUGUUUUAUCAAAAGUCUCUUGUUGCAGCACCGAUCUUGCUCAAAAUCGUUUUGGAAACUACAUUGUUCAGUACGUCCUGAAACAAAGAAACCCAUCGUACUUGGCAAUUAUCGCAUCCCGCUUCAGGUCUAAUUAUGUGACACUCUCAAGACAAAGAUAUAGCAGCAAUGUGGUUGAAACGUGCCUAGAAGUUUUUAAUGACAGAGAUCGAUCUAACAUUGUUCAUGAAUUGAUUCGGUAUCAUCCCUUCAGAGAUUUAGUGUCUGAUGAGUUUGCUAAUUAUGUCAUCUCUAGAGCCCUUACAACCUGCAAGGUUCCUCUUCGGGAUCGAUUGGCCACUGCUAUCCUUUCCCUUCAAAAUGUCAAUCGCCGUCACCCUCAUUGUCUGAAGAUGUUCAACACACUUUCUGAGCUUGGCUACAGAUAUUGA